Molecule: messenger RNA, 1394 nt
Organism: Malus domestica (apple)
Lineage: Eukaryota; Viridiplantae; Streptophyta; Magnoliopsida; Rosales; Rosaceae
Product: cinnamoyl-CoA reductase-like SNL6
Biological process (GO): steroid biosynthetic process
Molecular function (GO): 3-beta-hydroxy-Delta5-steroid dehydrogenase (NAD+) activity
Source: RefSeq, a predicted model, not a curated record
ACAUGAUUUAUUGCAUGACUUCCAACUGGCCGUGGACGCCAACAGACCAAACAAUUGAAUAUUUACAUAAACUCAUGUCUUCGUCUCUCUAGUCGUGUCACUCCAUCCCUGUCCAAGAGAAAAGUAAGCUCCCCAACAAAACCUUUUUCCUUCUUCUGUGCCAUUUUUGUGUCCCCGAAACAUGGUCGAAAUGGGGAUUGUGGGUUUGGAAGAGAGGGUGAACAUCGAGGUGCAGGAGUUCUGCCGUGCGUUGGUGGCCUCCGCCGGCCUCCACCGCAGAAAAGACGACCACCAGCAACCCGACUGCAAGCGUUUCGACUCGAGGGGUGAUUAUGAACAAGACAUGUUGGUGUGUGUCACUAGCGGCGUUUCCUUCUUAGGCCUUGCCAUCGUUGACCGUCUCCUCCACCGUGGCUACUCCGUCCGCCUCAUCGUUGACAACCAAGAAGAUGCAGAAAUAAUGAGGGAGAUGAGGACAAGCGGCACCAACAGCGAUCGCAUAUCUGCAGUUAUUGCGAAGCUAACCGACACCGACGUUGUUGAAAGCUUGUCACACGCGUUCCAUGGCUGUCGUGGCGUUUUCCACACCUCUGCAUUUGUUGACCCCGCUGGCCUCUCUGGUUACACUAAAUCCAUGGCUGAGAUAGAAGUGAAGGCAAGUGAGAAUGUGAUGAAGGCAUGUGCAAUGACGCCAUCUGUGAGAAAAUGUGUGCUGACUUCUUCACUUUUAGCCUGCGUUUGGCAAGAUAGCUCCCAGAAUUUGAACUUCUCCCGUGUGAUUAACCAUAACCACUGGAGCAGUGAGUCACUCUGCAUAGAUAAAAAGCUCUGGUAUGCAUUGGGCAAGCUGAGGGCAGAGAAAGCUGCAUGGAAAAUAGCCGAGGAAAGGGGGUUGAAGUUGACCACCAUCUGCCCGGCUCUCAUUACCGGCCCUGAAAUUUCCACUAGAAAUCCAACCGCAACUCUUGCAUAUCUCAAGGGAGCGCAAGAAAUGUACCAAAGUGGAGUGCUAGCCACAGUGGAUAUAACAAGACUGGCAGAGGCACAUGUAGGGGUGUUUGAGGCAAUGAACAAGGCAGCAUUUGGCAGAUACAUCUGGUUCGAUCGAGUCAUUGACGGAGAAGAAGAGGCCGAGAAGUUAGCAGAGGCGACGGGCAUGUCGAAGAACAAGAUCCUGGGCAAUGGCGGCUCUAACGUUGUCCAGAAUCGAUUCGAAUUGUCGAACAAGAAGCUUACAAAUCUUUUGACGGGAAGAGUACAUUGCUCUUACCAUUCAUAAACAAAUUCGGCAUUUCAAUUAGAGUUCAACCCGUUGUUACAAUUCCUUGUCAAUAAAAUGCAAAGAGCCUAACGGAUUAGACUAAAUUGUAAAAAAAAAAAAAAAAAGAACAAAA